This is a messenger RNA of Pseudopodoces humilis (Tibetan ground-tit), 1783 nucleotides long. It is a transcript of the gene SMAD2, whose product is annotated as SMAD family member 2. Lineage: Eukaryota; Metazoa; Chordata; Aves; Passeriformes; Paridae. Gene Ontology annotation, cellular component: heteromeric SMAD protein complex. Gene Ontology annotation, biological process: activin receptor signaling pathway; SMAD protein signal transduction; cell differentiation. The record is from RefSeq and is a predicted model, not a curated record. Gene Ontology annotation, molecular function: I-SMAD binding; RNA polymerase II cis-regulatory region sequence-specific DNA binding; DNA-binding transcription factor activity, RNA polymerase II-specific.
GAGGAGGUAACGCUGAGGGAAGAGGCGGCGGCCGCACAGCACUCGGGGAGACGGAGGAGGAUAAGGAAGGGGAGAGGAGGAAGAAGGAGAGGAAGGAGCGGUGGCUCUCGGCGAAUCCUGGUGACUCCCGGGAUCAGACGGGAAUCUCCAAUUCAUUGCUUGCUGAGUUUCCUGUCUGGUGAAAGUCAUGUCAUCCAUAUUGCCAUUCACUCCACCAGUUGUGAAGAGACUUCUGGGGUGGAAAAAAUCUGCUGGUGGUACUGCAGGGGCUGGUGGUAGUGAGCAGAAUGGUCAGGAGGAAAAGUGGUGUGAGAAAGCAGUGAAAAGCUUAGUCAAGAAGCUAAAGAAAACAGGACAGCUGGAUGAACUUGAGAAGGCAAUUACCACUCAGAAUUGCAAUACAAAAUGUGUGACAAUACCAAGCACUUGCUCUGAAAUUUGGGGACUGAGUACACCAAACACGAUAGAUCAGUGGGAUACAACAGGCCUUUACAGCUUCUCUGAACAAACCAGAUCUCUCGAUGGCCGUCUGCAGGUGUCUCACCGCAAGGGAUUGCCACAUGUCAUUUACUGCCGCCUCUGGCGCUGGCCAGACCUUCAUAGCCACCAUGAACUUAAGGCAAUUGAAAACUGUGAAUAUGCUUUUAAUCUUAAAAAGGAUGAAGUAUGUGUAAACCCUUACCACUACCAGAGAGUGGAGACACCAGUCUUGCCUCCCGUGCUCGUGCCGCGGCACACUGAGAUCCUAACGGAGCUGCCACCUCUGGAUGACUAUACCCAUUCCAUUCCUGAGAACACUAACUUUCCAGCUGGGAUUGAACCACAGAGCAACUACAUACCAGAAACACCUCCUCCAGGAUAUAUCAGUGAAGAUGGAGAAACAAGUGACCAGCAGCUGAACCAAAGCAUGGAUACAGGGACACCUUCCACUACCCCAGGUUGCUCCCCGCACUGUCCAGCCUGGCCUUGGACACUUCCAGGAUCUCCAGCAGAGCUGUCUCCUAGUACUCUCUCUCCAGUUAAUCAUAGCCUGGACUUGCAACCAGUUACUUACUCGGAGCCUGCGUUUUGGUGUUCAAUAGCAUAUUAUGAAUUGAAUCAAAGAGUGGGAGAAACCUUCCAUGCGUCUCAGCCUUCCCUGACUGUAGAUGGCUUUACAGAUCCAUCAAAUUCAGAGCGAUUUUGUCUAGGUCUGCUUUCCAAUGUAAACAGAAAUGCUACAGUGGAAAUGACAAGGCGACAUAUAGGCAGGGGAGUGCGUCUGUAUUACAUUGGCGGAGAAGUUUUUGCCGAGUGCCUGAGUGAUAGCGCGAUCUUUGUUCAGAGCCCCAACUGUAAUCAAAGAUACGGCUGGCAUCCUGCAACUGUGUGCAAAAUUCCUCCAGGAUGCAAUCUAAAAAUCUUUAAUAACCAAGAAUUUGCUGCUCUUCUGGCUCAAUCUGUGAAUCAGGGCUUUGAAGCAGUUUAUCAGCUUACUAGAAUGUGUACCAUAAGAAUGAGCUUUGUUAAAGGAUGGGGGGCUGAAUACAGGCGGCAGACAGUAACAAGCACUCCUUGCUGGAUUGAGCUUCACCUGAACGGGCCUCUACAGUGGCUGGACAAAGUAUUGACUCAGAUGGGCUCCCCUUCAGUUCGCUGCUCCAGCAUGUCCUAAAACUCUCCUCUCUCACCAGUGGGCUAAUAAUAGAGUCCAGUCAACAGACUUAAUAUAACAGCUCGUCUGUCGUAGUAUUUGUGUGUGGUCCCCAUGAACUGUUUACUAUCUAAAAAGGUUUUUUAAAAA